UCCAAAAUCCACAGGCGGUGUGGGUUGUGUGGUUGGUGUAGAGAGAGAGAAGACAGAACGGAAGAGAAGAGAGAGAAGCACGAAUCCCAACCCUAAUGGCGUUGCGGAGUCUCGCACUACCUCUGGCUUCAGCUCCUGCAGUCUCGCCAAGGUCUUCUUCUUCAUCAUCAUCGUCGUCGUCGUGUUUUUCUCCGUCUACCAACAAUCGCAUAAGUUCUCUUACUCCAACACCGUUCCAUGGCCGCCGGCAAUUCCCUAUAUUAUUUUCCAACCGUCGAUUUCCAAGUCAUGUAGUUCGAAUGGCUCCCGAGGAGGAAAAGAUGACUCGCCGCUCUCCGCUUGAUUUCCCUAUAGAAUGGGAAAGACCCAAGCCUGGAAGGAGACCUGAUAUAUUUCCCCAAUUCGCCCCCAUGAAAACACCUAUGCCAAUUCCAAUGCCAGCAGAUCCUCCUGAAGAAGAUGAGGAAGAGGAGGAAAAGAGAGAGGAGGAAGAAGAGGAAGAUCCAGACAGGGAAAACCCAGACAACCCAGAUAAGCAAUAGAAUAGGUCCAUAAAAUAAGAGAGUUUUUGAACUAUAUUGCAGUCUCCACAUUCCGACUGAUAUAAUUUUAGCUUAGAGUAUCUGAGUUUGUUGCCAGCGACUUGAAGAAAGUCCUAUUUUUGCAUGUACUUAGGUGUAAUGUCCUCUAUAAGCAACUCUAUUGAUGUUCAUGUUCUAUAAUUUAUGUGAAUUUGAGGUUGGUUUUGCUUA
Humulus lupulus (European hop) is the source of this 752-nucleotide messenger RNA. RefSeq lists its product as uncharacterized. The transcript is spliced from 2 exons. NCBI's taxonomy places the organism in Eukaryota, Viridiplantae, Streptophyta, Magnoliopsida, Rosales, Cannabaceae. Bases 96 to 542 code for a protein of 148 amino acids. The record is from RefSeq and is a predicted model, not a curated record.